ACAAGAUGGCGGCGUGCUGAGCUCGGUCAGUGACAAGCAGACAGAGGAAGUGACCGGGCUGGCUGAUCUCAUUACUGGUGAAGCUAAAUCCUGAUUGCAGACACAGGGGAAGAUGGCAGGUCUGGGCAAUCAGAACCUUCUGGUAUAUGUGGAAGAGGGCAAUAUUGCUGCUCUGAAAACCCUUCUGGAAAAAUGCAAAGAUGUGGAUGAAAGAAAUGAGAAUGGACAGACUGCGCUAAUGCUAGCAGCUGAACAGGGCAAUCUAGAAAUUGUUCAAGAGCUGCUCAGGAAGCGAGCGAACUGUAACUUGGAGGAUGUUGAUAACUGGACUGCUCUUAUUUCUGCUGCCAAAGAAGGCCAUUUGGAAAUCGUAAAAGAACUACUCAAUUACAAUGCCAACCUGGAACACCGAGAUAUGGGGGGAUGGACUGCCCUUAUGUGGGCAUCCUACAAAGGCAUUACCGAGGUUGUGGAAGUACUUCUAGAGAAAGGCGCUAAUCCCAAUAUAACUGGACUGCAAUACAGUGUUUAUCCAAUUAUUUGGGCUGCUGGCCGAGGUCAUUCCGACAUUGUGAAACUGUUAUUGCAGUUUGGAGCAAAGGUUAACUGUUCGGACAAGUAUGGAACCACACCUCUUAUCUGGGCUGCCAGGAAAGGACACCUGGAGAGUGUAAAGGCUCUGUUGCAGAUGGGGUCCGAUGCUGAUCAGGAGGGAGCUAACUCUAUGACUGCCCUCAUUGUGGCAGUAAAAGGCGGUUACACAGACACAGUCAAGGAGAUCUUAAAGAGGAACCCUAAUGUCAACCUAACUGAUAAAGAUGGCAAUACAGCCCUGGCCAUUGCAGCAAAGGAGGGUCACACUGAAAUUGUGCAAGAUCUACUUGAUGCAGGAACAUACGUCAACAUCCCCGAUCGGAAUGGAGACACGGUUCUUAUUGGUGCAGUGCGUGGGGGUCAUGUAGAGAUUGUCCGGGCUCUGCUGCACAAAUACGCAGACAUAGACAUUAGAGGGCAGGAUAACAAGACUGCUUUAUAUUGGGCAGUUGAGAAAGGAAAUGCGACUAUGGUCCGUGAUAUUUUGCAGUGCAACCCUGACACAGAAAUAAGCACAAAGGAUGGGGAAACUCCACUUAUUAAGGCAACAAAAAUGAGAAGUAUUGAAGUGGUUGAGCUUCUGCUUGACAAAGGUGCAAAGGUGUCUGCUGUUGAUAAGAAAGGAGAUACUCCGCUACAUAUUGCAAUCCGAGGUAGAAGCAGAAAGUUGGCAGAAUUGCUGCUAAGAAACCCAAAAGAUGGAAGACUACUGUACAGGCCUAACAAGGCUGGGGAGACUCCUUACAACAUUGAUUGUAGCCAUCAAAAAAGUAUCCUCACUCAGAUCUUUGGUGCACGACACCUAUCCCCUACUGAAAAUGAUGGAGAUAUGCUUGGUUAUGACCUGUACAGCAGUGCCCUGGCCGACAUACUCAGCGAGCCCACCAUGCAGCCUCCUAUCUGUGUUGGACUGUAUGCUCAGUGGGGAAGUGGAAAAUCAUUUCUACUCAAAAAGCUUGAAGAUGAGAUGAAAACCUUUGCUGGCCAGCAGAUCGAGCCUUUGUUCCAGUUCUCUUGGCUCAUUGUGUUCCUCAUCCUCAUGCUUUGCACUGCUCUGGGCCUUCUGCUGUCCUUCACAGUAGAUCCAAAGCUGGGGAUCUCUGUGGCACUCAGUUUGUUGGCGGUUCUCUACAUAUUCUUCACUGCUGUUUACUUUGGUGGACGACAAGAGGGUGAAAAUUGGAACUGGGCUUGGGUGCUAAGUACGAGAUUGGCCAGACAUAUUGGAUACCUUGAGCUUCUCCUGAAACUGAUGUUUGUAAACCCACCCGAGCUUCCGGAGCAAACCACUAAAGCUUUACCUGUUAGGUUCCUCUUCACAGACUACAAUCGGCUUUCUAGUGUUGGAGGAGAAACCUCAAUGGCUGAAAUGAUAGCCACGCUCUCUGAUGAUUGUGAGAGAGAGUUUGGUUUUCUGGCAACUAGGCUCUUCAGGGUGUUCAAGACAGAAGAAACCCAAGGCAAAAAGAAAUGGAAAAAGACUUGCUGUCUCCCAUCAUUUGUCAUCUUCAUCUUUAUUAUGUCCUGUAUCUUUGCUGGUGUUAUAUUGCUGGCUAUCUUCAAAGUGGAUGCCAAGAACAUGACUGUGAAUGCCAUCCUGAUAGCUGUGGCUUGUGUGGUUGGUCUGGUGCUUGUUCUGAAUUGCCGUACGUGGUGGCAAGUCAUGGAUUCAAUCCUGAAUUCCCAGAGAAAAAGACUUCACAGUGCGGCAUCCAAACUUCACAGGCUGAAAAUCGAAGGCUUCAUGAAGGUCCUGAAGUGUGAAGUGGAACUAAUGGCUAAGAUGACAAAGACUAUUGAUAGCUUCACCCAGAACCAGACAAGGCUGGUUGUGAUUAUUGAUGGACUUGAUGCCUGUGAGCAGGAUAAGGUUCUCCAUAUGCUUGAUACGGUUCGAAUCCUGUUCUCCAAGGGUCCUUUCAUUGCUAUUUUUGCAAGUGACCCACACAUUAUCAUCAAGGCAAUAAACCAGAACCUUAACAGUGUUCUUAGAGAUUCCAACAUUAAUGGACACGACUACAUGCGCAAUAUUGUCCACCUGCCCGUGUUCCUGAACAGCCGCGGCUUCGGCAGUGCCAAAAAGCUGUGUGUAGCAUCUGUCACCAAUGGAGAUGUGCCAUACCUUGAUAACGCAGGUGGACAUGAAGAUCUUGAUAGGAGGGUCUCCCAGAACAGUCUUGCAGAGGGUGCAAAACUUGGCAGCAAAACUGCCCUAAAUAGGCGGGACACUUACAGAAGAAGGCAGAUGCAGCGCACUAUAACGCGCCAGAUGUCAUUCGACCUCACCAAGCUGCUGGUGACAGAGGACUGGUUCAGUGACAUCAGUCCUCAGACAAUGAGGAGACUGCUCAACAUUGUUUCAGUAACAGGACGAUUGUUACGAGCCAACCAGAUUAAUUUUAACUGGGAUCGCCUUGCCUCUUGGAUUAACCUGACUGAACAAUGGCCAUACAGAACCUCAUGGCUUAUAUUGUACCUAGAGGAAACAGAAGGCAUCCACGAUCAGUCAACACUGAAAACCAUCUAUGAAAGAAUUUCAAAAAAUAUUCCCACAACAAAAGAUGUUGAGCCCCUCCUUGAAAUUGAUGGGGAUAUUAGAAACUUUGAAGUAUUUUUAUCGUCCAGGACACCAGUUCUUGUGGCUAGAGAUGUGAAGACCUUUUUACCAUGUACAGUAAACCUGGAUCCAAAGCUUCGUGAAAUCAUUGCAGAUGUACGUGCAGCCAGGGAACAGAUGAAUAUUGGAGGGUUUGGUUAUCCCACAUUGCCCUUGCAAGAAGCGCCUCCGCGAGCAACAUCUGUUUUCAGCCAGCCAUCCUCUGUGUGCUCUUCAACGUCCUUUAACGGGCCAUUCCCUGCAGGAGUCAUAUCUCCUCAACCACCAAGCAGCUACUACAGUGGUAUGACUGGGCCUCAACAUCCCUUCUACAACCGGCCAUUCUUUGCACCUCAUGUUUACAUGCCAAGGUAUUACCCUGGCAAUCCCCAACAUCCCAUGUCACGUCCAUCCGUAAAACCCAAUAUGUCCAGAGAUCAGAGCAGUGGCUUAGACAUAAUCGAAGAGGAUGUUUCGGAGAGCCAAUCUUCUCCCACACACUGCACUCCGGGACCAGGCAGUGUUGCUGGAACACAGACCUCUGCGCUGAGUUCCAUGAACGUGGACGCGGUGUGUGAAAAACUGAAGCAGAUAGAUGGGAUCGAACCGAGCAUGUUGGCGCAAUAUACAGCAACUAUACGCAAGGCCAAUAUCAAUGGACGUGUUCUGCAGCAGUGCAGCAUGGACGAGCUGAAAAAGGAAAUGAGUAUGAAUUUUGGAGACUGGCACCUCUUCAAAAGUGCACUUCAAGACAUGAGAAGCACUGACAUCCAGACACAUCCUGAAGAAGUUCGAAUGGUACCAGAACCGGGGCGGACAAUGGUGCCACACAAUGAAGUCAUUAGACGUUCUGCUCCAAAUCCAGAGCUGCCACACACUGACCUUGCAGGUCAGGGCUAUGAUUUCAGUUUCAGCUUUGAGGAACUCAACAACAUUGGUUUUGAGGAGGCUCCACGUCUUAGUAACCCUGGUUGGCAGGGACGGACUCAUAGAACUCCAAGCCUCACAAGUCUUAAUUCUCAAGAAUCAAGCAAUGACAUUUCCAGGCUUACAGAUAAAGUGCAGGCAGAAUACAGAGAUGCCUACAGAGAAUACAUUGCUCAGAUGGCACAAAUUGAAGGUGCUGUGAGCUCCUCUACUGUGAGCGGCAGAUCUUCCCCAAUGAGCUCCAGCGCAUACUACAUAGGGCAGAGUACAUCAGUGAGUUCUCUGCACUCCAGCACAGAGCAGGACAAGAGCAAAGAUACUGAACCUAAACAGGAAGAUGGAAGGAAGCAAUUUUUGCUAAAGAGAAAUGAUGUAGUUGAUUACACUUCUUCAACAGUGUCUACUACCGAUGCUUCUCCUCUAGACCCCAUUACAGAAGAAGAUGAAAAGUCAGAUCAGUCUGGAUCCAAACUUCUGCCUGGCAAAAAGUCAGCAGAAAGAACCAGUAUUUUCCAGGCGCCAGAUAUAAAGUUGAAGGGAACGGAUUUGCGAUACCAAAAGCUCCCCAGUGAUGAAGAUGAAUCUGGAACCGAAGAGUCUGAUAACACUCCACUCCUUAAGGACGGAAAAGACAAAAGGGUAGAGAAUAAUACAGAUAAGAGGGCAACUGAGCUUUCAUCAGAGCAUGUGAGAACCUUCAUCAAAGCAAAGGAGUAUUUGUCUGAUGCUAUUCUUGACAAGAAAGAUUCCUCUGACUCAGGUGUCCGAUCUAGUGAAAGUUCACCAAAUCACUCCCUCAACAAUGAGAACACAGAUGAUUCCCAGCUUGAGAAAGCAAAUCUCAUUGAGCUUGAUGAUGAACGCUUGCGAGGUAAGAGGGGCAUACCCAACAGUUUGAGUGGUCUUCAAGAUGCCGCUGUGGCACGGAUGUCCAUUUGCUCUGAAGAUAAGAAAAGUCCAUCAGAAAGUAGUCUUAUUGCCAGUAGCCCUGAAGAGAAUUGGCCUUCUUGUCAGAAGGGAUACAAUAUGAAUCGCACUCCCAGUACAGUUACCCUCAACAAUAACACUGCUAACCAGAACUUUGAAGAGACAGCGGAAGCGAAGGAAGACUCUCCAAUAAUAGUCGUCCCUGGGUCAAGCCCAGUCCAGAAUGAGAACCUGAAGCGUCUGACCCACAAACGAUGCCAGCGUUCCGGAUACAGUCGGCUGGCAAAAGAUGCGUCCGAGUUGCAUACAGUUGCAUCAUCUGACACAGCUGGCUUUUCGGAAGAGAGAGAGAGUAUCCUUUAAACACUCUACAUUCGUAUAAUGUGCUUUUAUCAUUCUUCAUUCGUAGCCGUCAUCUUGCGUUCCCAUGUCAUCUAAACUUUCCAUACAAUUGUGAUCCUUAACAAAAGCUUUAUAAAAUGUACUGGAAGCAUUUAAAUGCCAUUCAACAUUAAAUUAGCUUGAAAAUGUUA
Pelobates fuscus (common spadefoot toad) is the source of this 5577-nucleotide messenger RNA. It is a transcript of the gene KIDINS220, whose product is annotated as kinase D interacting substrate 220. The coding region runs from base 113 to 5407 and encodes 1764 amino acids. The record is from RefSeq and is a predicted model, not a curated record. The transcript has 30 exons. Gene Ontology annotation, molecular function: PDZ domain binding; protein kinase regulator activity. NCBI's taxonomy places the organism in Eukaryota, Metazoa, Chordata, Amphibia, Anura, Pelobatidae. Gene Ontology annotation, biological process: nerve growth factor signaling pathway.